Messenger RNA from Symbiodinium sp. CCMP2592, 10023 nucleotides. NCBI's taxonomy places the organism in Eukaryota, Dinophyceae, Suessiales, Symbiodiniaceae. The record is from the annotation of a GenBank genome assembly.
AUGUCCAGCCUCGACAGCAAGGCGGCCUUUAAGGCCAGGGCAAUCGAGCUCAACUUUCCCGAGGAGACCCUGACCAAGCUCGCAGCCAUCAAUGUGGACACGUUCGGAGCCCUAGCCUUUAUCGGGCCUCUUCAAGCUGGCACGACCGAUGAGAGUCCACUCAUCAGCAUGCUGAAACGUGCUUUGGGUUCAGCGCCGGACGACGGGCUUCUGAGCAUCGCUCGCCGCCUGUGGUUCGAAAGCACCACUCAGGCUCUCGCUGAAAUGCGUGGCAAGGUCGAGCGCACCGACGCUUCUGAACCAGUUCGGAUGCCUUUGGCCGAGCGCACACAACGCCUUGCUGCUCUUCAGAAGAGACUUGUGGGUAUUCACUGGACCUCUGACAUUGAGCCUUCCCACAAGCUACAAGGCUUGGUUGCUCAGAUGGUGUCUGAUCAGUCCUUGCUCUGGAUUCCGUGGGAUCGCCUCACAAGCCGAGCUUUGGAAAUUACGUCUGACAAAACCGAUCAGGCGGUCAGCUUCGACAGUGCCGGGAACCUCAAGCUCGUGAAACGGUCGACCGAGCCUUCCUGCAGUACCAUCGGCGAAUACGCCGUUAAGCUGGCACUUCAGCGGAGGAGUUUGGCCUUCGAACUGGCCAGAGUCUGCCGUUACGAGUACCUCGAGUCCUGGCACGACCAGCUGCUGCAAGAUACGCGUGGCUCACUGUCUAUGCGCUCAGAUGGCUCGUACCCCUUUGAGGCCUCGCUUGCAAAGUGGAAGGAUCACACGCAAGUUCAGUGCUACCUUCCGCUGAUGCGAUCACCGCCUCCAUCGCCGAAUCCACACACGCCCAACAUCCCACCCAACAAGGACGGGAAAGGGGGCGGCAAGGACAAAAAUCAGAAAGCUCUGAAGAUUCGCAAGGACACCCCCGGAGCGGAGAAACCCAGUGACUCAGGAGCCAAGAAGUGGAGCGUCCCGCAGGGUUGCCACUCGCAGGAUUCGACCGGCAAGCCGCUGUGUUUCAGCUUUAACACCAAGGGCUGCGGGUUCGCAAAACCCGGCAAGCGCUGUCGCCGUGGCCGCCAUCUGUGCUGGAGGCGUCUUGCGGCCGAGGAGUUGGCCGACCAGCUCCUUGCUCGGCCCACUGAACCGGUUCCGGAGGGCGCUCUGUUAGUUUGGGGGCUUCUGCUUUUUCAGGAUUUUACUUGCACAACCAUUGCAGUUUUCACAAACCUUCAAAAACAGCUUCACCAAGAUACCGCCAACGAUUCGCGAAGCUGCAACCUUCUUUAUCCGCUCUCCAAAUUUUCUGAAGGAGACGUCUGGAUCGAGUCCCAUCAGGGAAAGGUUCCUUUCGAACACCGGGGCGAGGUUCUCUGGGGAGACUCCCUGCCGGUGUCCCAGGGGCUUUGCUAUCUUGAUGCGCCGAACUGCCGACAUGCCACUUUAGCCUGGAAGGGCGAGCGCAGUAUUCUAGUGGGAUACACGGCCCAAGGGCCCCAGGCCCAUCCCGCCGUUAAGCCCUCCCUUGCUGUCGCUGACUCCUGCAAGCCUCUCUUCGUCGAGAUCUUCGCCGGCUGCGCGCCCAUAAGCAAGAAGGCGAGAUUGGCAGGUGCCCCGGAGCCUGUCCCGUUGAGGGACAACGAUCACAUUUUGGGCUUACCGAACCUGUCGGACACCGACAAGGCCUGGGUUCGCAAGGCCAACGAUCUGUGUCGCUUCGUUGUCGAGCUGAUUCGUGCCUUACCUUCUUCCACCUUUGUGAGCAUCGAGAAUCCCAAUAAUUCCUGGAUUUGGGGAGUGCUAGCUUUCUUCGUGCAAGAAUCUCGAGACCCUGCCCUACUCGAGAAAUGGCGUCGCAUGAUAGACGUGCGCUUUCAUAAUUGCAUGAAGGGAGGUCGACGACCCAAGCACAGUCGCUUUCGUUGCAGUGAUUCUCGCUUGUCUAGCAUGGCUGUGGAGUGCGACAAUCAACAUAGGCACGAUCCCUACCUGGUCUAUCAGACCGGCCGACAGUGGAGAUUCAGUAUCGCUGAAGAGGCGGAAUAUCCGCCUCAACUUUGCCAGGAGGUGUCGCAACUGCUGGCGGCGACAGCGGGUUUGCCAUCCUGCUUAGAACCGCCGGCAGGUCACGCGCUGUCUGGCCCCAACCACGUGGAUGCCGUCAAAAGGAACAUCUUCAGACGGCUGACCGAAGGACCAUCUGCUUUCGCUGAAGAGAGGCUCAGACUUUUCAACAGGCUCAACCAGAUGGAGAAAGAACUUCGCUACGAGGAGGCGCGACUGCAUUCAACCCUGCCUGACCACACUCGCGAACUCAUCAAGGGAAAGAACCUUCUGCUAUGGGCACAAUUGCUGAAGGAGACCAAAUUUCCUGAUGAAGGAGUCUUCGACUUGAUGAUGGGCGUCGAUUUGGUGGGCAAGCCAGACAAAUCACCCUUGUUUGAAACCAAGGAAUCGCCGGCUACAUCCACACCUGAGCUUCUCCUUGAAUCAGCUCGCUGGCGCAGAGAGAGGCUCAAGGGCCGCGAUCCGCACGAGAAAGAUCCGGAGGCGACCUGGCAACUCUGGGAUUGCACUCUAAAGGACCGGGACGACGGCUUUCUCACAGGGCCGUUCUACGAUGAGGACGAAGUGAAAUUCGAGAAGGAGGGCGGGGUCAACGAAGCUUACCAUAGCCUCGAAAAGCUCGCCUUGUUUGAUGUCAACUGGAUGACGGCGAUGGCGACUUACAUCGCGCGGGUCUCGGAUGGAACUGGCGCUUUGGAGAUUGUUCUCAGCACGGGAGAAAUUCUACGCGGAGAGCUGCACUCUUCUUGGAAAGCUAAGAAGCCCGUCUGGCAGGGGCGAACACUGGAGUUGGAAAAAGCGUAUCGUCAAGUUCCACUUUCAACGGAGAGCCCUCAGUCUUUCGAUGUGGGUCGGAAGGUCACGUCACUAGCACCUGUCGGGGUCCAAGUGUCAAGGUCGCUGCGACAUGUGUUCGCAGGCAAGGCAGUUGGAACUCUGCACAGUCGGGCUGAUCCGCUCAUACGAUACGUGGCAUGGGCUGAUAGGCAUGCAGUCUUGGCAUUUCCAUUCAAGGAGGAUGACAUGUACGAGUUUGCUUGUGAGUGCGAACAUACAUGCUCGCCGAGUUUCCUCAAAAGCUUCCUGAGCGCGGUGACCUUUUGUUUCUUCAUUCUUGGAGCGGAGAGCGCUCAGGAGGCGAUGGCUAGCAUGAGAUUGAGUGGUGUGGCCAGGGCAUGCUACUUGACAAAGCGGAAGAGGGUCCAGCGCCCACCGUUGUCGACUGAGAUGGUACAGCGACUUGAGAGGUUCGUAGUUUCCCCCGAUGGGGAUCGCAUUGAUCGGUUCAUAGCUGGAUUCUUCUUGCUCUCGAUUUUUAUGAGGGCCAGGUAUUCUGAUACACAGAACAUGUACAAUGUCAGCGAGGACAAGCCGCAGGUCGACCCGUCUGGGCUUGGAGGCUACCUUCAGGCCGACAUCGCACGCAGCAAGACAUCUUACACCACUGAGAGGAAAACUCAGCUGCUGCCGAUGGUGUGUCCACGCAAGGGUAUCGCUGGCGAAGAUUGGUUCCAGGCGUGGUCCAUGCUGAGAAAGGAAUUGAAUGUCCCUGUUGGAGAGGGGCUGCCCGUCCUGCCUGCGAUUUUGACCACCGGACACUGGGCUAGUCAUCCUCCGAGUGCUUCGGUCGCUGCUGGAUGGUUGAGAAACGUGCUCCGCAAGUGCGGAUUUUCUGAGGCUCAGUGUUCCCCUAUUGGAACGCACUCAUGUAAAGCGACUUGUCUAUCUUGGUGUGCCAGAUUCGGCAUCGACAGCUAUGAUCAGAGAGUGUUGGGGUAUCACACGGCUCCGGGCGACCGCAGCGCCCAAGUAUACAGCCGCGAUGCCGUAUCAGCAUCGGUCAGGGUGCUCGAGAAAGUCCUCGCGGCCAUUAGGUCAGGGACUUUUGUUCCGGACAGUACCCGGAGCGGGUACUUCCCCACGAAGGACGACCCCAACGCCAGCUACGACUACGAAGCUUCCUCAGAGGCGUCUCUUGAUGAAGAGGAUGCCGAGACCGAUUGUCAGGAGCUCGAGCUAGCGCUGGACGGGGUCGUGGAUGGUUGGUGUGAGGAAGCGCCUAAGCGCGAGUUGAAGGCAGAGCACUUGGUUCGCAAUCGGUCUUCACGCAUGCUGCACUUGAUUGCCGACGAGGGCGGAACUUCUCUGUCUUGCGGCAGGACCUGCACGAAGAACUACGAGAAGGUGGCCAAUUUUAGCUCCCGGGCUGCGAAGCUCGGCUUGAAAGCUGAGGUGCUUCAGCUGCUUGUCGAUGGUGGCGUCAACACUCUUGCCAAAUUUGCGUAUGUGAGCAGCUUCAUUCCGGGUCAGAGUGAUGAGGGUCCUUUUGUGACUUCCAUAAAGGACUUGUUGAAGAGGGAUGCUACCGUGGGGGAGCUUUCGGUGCUGCGCCGAUUGCACUCUGAGGCCUUUGCUUUGGUCGCGGCCGAGCUUAAAUCUCAGGUUGAGCGCACCACCGAUGCACCAGCGAGGAGCCUUGCCGCUCCUGACCGAGCAGAUCGUCUGGCUCGUCAAGUGGUGCGGUAUCCAGGCUUGACUAUCGCCGGGCCUAAUGAACCGAGUGACAGGUCAGUGGACAAGUGUUGUCAAAUGUAUGAAAACAAUCGCCUUACAUAUCUUCCGCUGAGUUGGUGCAUGAGCAAGGACGAUGAGACUCGGAAUUCCCGGGACAAGGAGGAUCGUACCCUCACAGUUGACAAUAGCGGUAAUGUCCACAUCAAGAACGCCGACAUUCGAGGUGAGGCCGACUUGAGCACUGACUUGUUACUUAAAUUCGCCCUCACUCGGCGAGGACUCGCGAUGGAACAGGCCGGAUUGUUAGGUUUCAAAGAACAUGAGAAAUGGGCUGAGCGCCUGUUGCACUCCAGAUAUCGUGAGGUGCCUUCGGGAUACACCCGAGUCAGCAUACAGCAGCUGCUUCAAGCCGAUAAGCAAUUGUUUGUCACCGCUGCUAAUGAGUGUCGCAGUGGAGUGCAAGUCACGGAGACCGGUCGUCCAUUGGACGGGGCGUGGAUGCGUUGCGCCGAUUUGACCGAGGUGUCUCAUUUGCUCGCUCCUCUCGCGUCGCCUCCUCCCGCUAAGAUUCCCUUUGAAAGACCCACUCCGUAUGGCCGUGGCAAAGGUCGGGGCAAAGGUUCUGGUAAGGGUAAGCAACCGUCGCGCCGCGAGGUGACCAUGCCAGAGGACCUAAAGGCAAUUGACAGGCAACAAGUGCUUCAGGGGUGCUCACGUUUGCUGCUUUUGUUACCAGCCCGGGCACUUCUACCCCAACUGCCCAAAGCGCAAUACCGAGCUGAUGAGGUCAAGGCCAUCGAUGAAAUUGAGUCGAUCAGUAGCGCAAGUCUUGAUCACGAAUUCAAGGGUUCGGUCGAGGAUCGAGCUCUGACCCUGCUGAACAAUGCUGGUGUUGUUUCCCCCACUGAUUUACUUGAGAUCUUCCAAUCACUCCCCACAGAGGCUUCCGUCCGAGGUGACCCAUCACAAGGGGUCUCCUUCUCGACAGGUGCCUAUUGCAGAGUCAAGGUUGGGCUGCGACGUAAUGUCUUGCUCUUCCCGAAUGUGACAAAGUUGGCCGCGCGCUUUGUGCGACAGCAGCUGCCCAGCUUAAAGUUCACGAGCUUAGCAUUCUUUCGCAACGUUCAAACCACACCUCAUGUGGAUGCGCAUAAUUCUUCUUUGCCCAAUGCUGUGUGUGCACUGUCUGACUUCGAUCAGGGACAGGUGUGGGUUGAGAGACCAGGCGGCCAAGCUUGGUGCGAUGUUGAUGGCGAACUACGCAGUGGAGUCGAACUCAGCUUGAAUGGGAGUCAUGCCGUCUUCACCGCUCGACGUUUGACUCACGCCACUAGGAAUUGGUCGGGUGAUAGAGUGGUGUUAGUUGCUUUUUCAGUCUCCGCCAUUGAUCACCUUAGUGAGACUGAUAGUGCCACACUGACCGAUUUGGAAUUUCAGCUCCCGAUGCAAGCCGACAUUCUUGAUGCCGAACAGUCACCUCCGGUUUGCUAUGAAGCGCCGGUCGUUACCGGGGGGUGUGCUACUGAUGAGUUUCCAAAACCACUCGGCCUCGCACAACCAGUGACUUCCCCGCCUCUAGCUUCCUCCAAGUCGGGUUUAGCCCCCGUAGCAGAUUCCGUAGUGUCUACUGGUCAGGUUCAGGCCAAGCCGGUUGACCAGCCUGGUAUUGUGCUCGAGCUGUUUGCCCGUGCAGGCUCUUUGUCCCGAGCCUUUCAUCAGAUUGGCUUUGAGGUCAUGCCCAUAGAUAGGGGAAGUCACCGGCUUCCGUUGGCCAAGUUGUGCUCACUGGAUCUUGCCUUGCCGAGCUCGUGGCAGUAUCUUUCGCAUGUGCUUGACAACUAUCAUGUUCGGUACGUGCACAUUGAUCUGCCGUAUGCCACCUAUGGACCUAAGCAGGGCCUCCGACGACUGUCCCAUGGAUCUGUAGUUCCUGUAGGAGGCGCCGACGCCUCUCAGGUUCAAAGGCUCGCAUUGGCCGACUCCUUGUUGGAACAUGCCAUCACCUUCUUAAAACGAGUUCAACAAAUGGGCAUCGCCUGGUCCAUUGAGCAUCCGCAGUCCAGCUUCCUGUGGCAUAUGCCUGCUGUGCGCCAGCUCACCAACACCACUCCCGUGGUGUACGAUUUGUGUGCCUUCGAUUCUCCGCAUCGCUUGCGGAGGCAACUGCUAACGUCUUGUAGUGCACUCAAGUGUUUACAACAAGUGUGCCAAGGUAAUCACAGUCACACGCCUGUGACUGGCGGUGUUGAUACUCAUCCCAGGCUUUUCUGUCAGCAGGUUGCCCACGCCGUGGCCAAACACUGUGGCUUUGACCCCCUUUUGUCUCCGCUGCAGUCCAGCCCUCCGCCUGUCACACAGCAGCGUCGGGGUAAACUUGGUGCGAGCCUCAUCAGAGAAUUUGGUCGCGUCUGCAGAUGUCGUGUGCCACAGAUUCCGCCUGUGGAUCAUAAAAAUUGCUUGCAGCACGCCAUCGGUGACAUCCCCGCAGGCUCCAAACUUCUCGCCACUGAGGAGACGGGGGAGUCGGGUGGCUUCGAACUUAGUGUUGGUGUGUAUGCAACACCGGAUGAGUUUCUGGAGGAGGCCAAAGGAUUACGGCAUCCCUUCGAGACGUUUGCUGUCAUCCCCGACGAAGUGAAACGAAAGCUUCAUGAGGCCUUGGUGAAGGGCCCUGAGUGGGUUGGUAGGCAACGUGUGGCCACUCUCAACAAGUGGUUAGAAUGGGCCAGGGAAUUGGAGGAACCAGAGUCCCGACUUAAGGAGGGCCUCGAACCUGGUGUGAGGUCUGUGUUAGGAUCAAAGAGGCUUCUCUUGCUCAAACGCAUUGCUGAUGACUUGAAGUGGCCCGACGAUGGAUGGUUUGAGGAUACUUGUAAGGGUUUUGGUUUGGUUGGUUGGCAGAAGCCCACUGGUGUCUUUAGAAAGGAGCCUCGUCCCCAGGAAAGGACGGCUGACGAGUUUACUAAGGCCUGUAAGUACAUCCGUCCGGCGCUUUUGGGUAAGGUUUUGUCCGAGGGUUUGAGUGAGCAUUCUUCGGAACUGUGGGAUAAGACUUUGACUGAGGUUGCCGAAGGGUUCUUGGAGGGACCACUUACCGAAGAAGAGCUGACGAGAAGGUACGGCGACGCAUGGGCCCCUGUGCGCCGGUUCGCCGUGAUUCAAUCUUCUGGAGGCAAGCGCAAGUUGAGACCGAUUGACGACUACUCCGAGAACUUAGUUAAUGGUUCUUUUUCUUAUGGGGAUAAGCUAGAUCUAAGGGCACUUGACGAGAUCAUUGCAAUAUGUCGCUUUUGGAUCCGAGCUCACACGACGGAGCAUCAAUUCUUUCUGGACAUGGCCAGCGGACCACCGUUGGUUGGUCGAGUGCACCCUGCUUGGGCGGGUUCGUCGUGGUGUCCUGAGCUGUGCACCUUUGAUUUGAAGAACGCUUAUCGCCAAUUUGCGUUGAACCCGAGCCAUCGUGCCUUCUCCGUCGUUGCCCUUCUCAAUCCGGAUAAUGGCGACUUGGGAUUGUUUGAGGGUAAGGCUCUGCCUUUUGGAAGCACAUCGUCCGUGCUCCACUUCAACAGGUUGUCUAGGUUGCUGUGGCGGAUAGGUUUGGAAGUCUUCCUGUUCUGGGCCAACUUCGUUGACGAUUAUCCAGUGAUGAGCCCGUGCUGUCUUUCAGGUUCCACCAUGGACACCUUGCUUGUGUUGUCCUCAGUGCUUGGUUUUUCCGCAUCCCUUGACAAAUUGAACCCAUUUGCAGACGUCGCCUCCAUGCUUGGGGUCGAGAUUGACUUGAAAGGAGCCAAGGAAAGUGUCAUUCGGAUUAGGAACAAGGAAGGCCGAUCCAGUGAGGUGUGUGAUGCCAUCCGUGAAUGCAUCAGUGAAGGUUGCAUCAAGAUGCGUACUUUUGCCAGGGUUGCAGGUCGUGUCCAGUUCUCCGAUGCGCAAGUCAUGGGGAGAACCGGAAAGCUCGCAUUGGCGGAGCUGAGAGCCGCUUCCACACGCCACGCCUCCCGGUUUGUCCUGGGUCCCCGCGAGAUCGAGGCUUUCGAGUUUCUCAUUGAUCGCCUGUCUUUCGGUUCCCCUAGGGUAGUCCCUUGUGUGGUUGCCCCUAAGCCUGUUUUGAUCUUCACGGACGGAGCAAGCGAACAGUCUGGCAACACCGUUGGAGGUAUUCUUUACUCUCCUUCUGAUGCGCGGCCCCGAUUCUUUUCUUGCGAAGUUCCUUGUGCCUUGGCAGACCGAUGGAGGCAGCAUCUGAAGCAUAUUAUCGGACCCGUUGAGGCGUACGCUGUCGCCCUGGCACGCAAGGCUUUCCACCAGUACAUGUCUGGACAGUAUUGCCUUUUCUUCGUUGACAACGACGCUGUCCUUCUCAGCUUUGUGCGAGGAACGUCUAACAGUGAUCACUUUCGAGAGCUGCUUCUCACAUGGGAAUGCUGUGAGAAACAUGGAUGCUUCUACGACGACUUCCCGCUUCUUGAAAUCCAAUCUUCUGCGAAGCUUGUUUCUGAAUCGUUCGAACACCUGCUGCGGAAGAUCGGGUGGAGGUAUUCCAACGACCCAGCCAAAACCUCGCCUUUCAAUGAGAGCUUCGAUCUACUUGGAAUACGUCUUAAUGCAGGCGACAUCUCCAAUGGCGUUGUGGUGCUCCAAAACAAGGCAUCAAGGCUGGAAAAGAUGAAAGAUACUUUCAUCCGCAUGGCGUUGAAUGGUGAAUGGGAUCUGCGGCAGAUUCAGUCGCUGCAAGGGCAAGUGAACUUCGCUUUGGGCUUUGCUUCAGGAAGGGCAUUGAAGAUGCUGCAGCGUGCACUUGGAAGCUUCAUCAGGAAUCCUGAAGAUCGCAGCGCGAGUGACUUCCGGACACUUUGCGAGUUCGGGAUCCGCUUGAUUGACGAGUGCAAACCAAGAGUCUUCGCCUGCCGGGGGCCGGAACAACCGGUGUUGAUCUUCACUGAUGCAGCUUACGAAAAAGAUGUCGCCACAUUCGGCGUGGUGGUCCUGGAUCCCUUCACUUCUUCUAAGCUAGUGGCCGGAGGUCGCAUCCCGAAGACUCUGGUGAAAUUCUGGAAGCUUGACAGCCCCGAACAGGUGAUUGCUCAGGCUGAAGCUUUCGCCGUGGUCCUCGCAAGAGAAGCUUUCAGAAACUUCAUACAUGGCAGGCGAACCAUUUACUUCAUCGACAACGAGGGAGCGAGAGAAGUCUUGAUCAAAGGAGCGAGCAAGUCACGUACGCUUCUGCUUUUGGGAGCACGCUUCUUCGAGAUGGAAAACUUGGAUCAAAGCUUGACGUGGCUAGAGAGGGUUCCAUCUGCUAGCAAUGUGGCAGACGGGCCGAGUCGUGGUGAGAUUGCCGAGACAGCGAAAGUCACUGGUGGCACGAUCGUUGAUCUGCAGGAGAAGGCAGAAGAACUUGGAGAGUUGUGCAAAUCAACUGUACAGAUACCUUGGAAGCUGCUCAAGUAA